AUGGCGGUUGGAUGGUUCCCCUGCCCAGAUGAGGAGACAUCCGAAUCGAAAGGCUGUCCGAACCCUAUGCCCAGGGACCCUGAGCCCUGCGAUGUUGCCGGUCCCACGUUUGCAGACGGCGUCUCGCGGCUGCCCCAAGCUGCUGUCAAGGUGGCCGUUGCGAGCACAAUGAGCGCAGGCUUCUGGGAGCUUCCUGGGAACGUGUCCUUGGGUGAAAAGAGGGGCAGAGGGGAGCUUCCUGGGCAGGCUCUCUCAUUGAUGUUUUUUCUCCGGCUGGGAGCGCUGGUCACAGCAGCCAUCGGCAUGUUCCGAAGAUGA
This is a messenger RNA of Symbiodinium natans, 318 nucleotides long. Lineage: Eukaryota; Dinophyceae; Suessiales; Symbiodiniaceae. The record is from the annotation of a GenBank genome assembly.